UACUACCACCAUUAGCAAGGGACUUAUUAUAUAUGUCCGCACGUCUUAUUUACUUUCGCUUGAAACUGAUUUUUUUUUCUCUCCUAAAAAUGUGAAUAAGCUAUGACUAAUGAGUGAUUCAGUACUUUUCACAAUUAUUUCCUGAAUCUAUAUAUUAAAGCAGUUUAUACACAAAAUAACAGCUCCUGUUGAAGAUACACAGGUAGAGUGAAUGGAGAAUUGGCGAUGACAUGCUGUUUAGGGAGGACGUUCGCUUCAACUAGUUUUAGUAAUUGAAAAAAACAAACAUACUGAGAAAAAAUUGACUAAAAAAAAAAAAAAAAAUCCAAUACAAAACUGCUGUAUUUUAAGCCAAAAGAACUGUUGUGCUUGAUAGAACAAUGUGUGUAUGCUGCCAUAGCAGAUUCGUAGCACAUUAAACCCCAAAACUAUUUUUAAUUUGUCCGUUUUACCCUGGAGACCCCCGUUUACAGACGUCGCGCACCCGCUUUUGUUUCACCCAAGCCAUAAAAAGAAGGAAAGAAGAGACCUUUUAGAAUGAACUGUGGAAAAAGUCACGGCAGUAACGGGGAUAAUAACCCACUGAUGCAGUACAUUCUGCGCCACUCCAUGAGGGAACAUCCUGCCUUGGCUAACCUCAGAGAGAAAACAUUGGAGCAUGACAGAAAUGUAAUGAUGGUCUCCUGCGAACAGUCACAGUUCAUGGCCAAUUUGGCCAGACUGAUCAAAUCCAAGAAGGCCAUCGAGAUCGGAGUGUACACAGGCUACAACACACUAAGCAUAGCAUUAGCGUUGGCUGAUGACGGCGUCAUUGUGGCGUGUGACGUCAAUGAGAAAUAUGCUAAUGUUGGCAAACCCUUCUGGAAGGCGGCAGGAGUGGAAAAGAAAAUUGAUCUUCGCAUUCAGCCAGCAUUGACCACAUUGGAUGAGCUGUUGGCUGCCGGCGAGGCUGAAACGUUUGACUUUGUCUUCAUCGAUGCAGACAAAGUCAACUACGACGCCUACUAUGAAAAGUCUUUACAACUUAUCAGGAAAGGCGGCAUCAUCGCCAUCGACAAUGUCCUUUGGGGCGGAAGCGUGCUAAACCCAUCCCCGAAUGACCUGUCCACGGUGGCCAUCGACAAGCUGAACAAGAAGCUUCAUAGAGACACUCGCAUCAACCUCAGCAUGCUCACAGUAGGAGAUGGCCUAACGCUGGCUUUCAAGCUGUAGGUUGCAAUAGGAAGUAAGGUGUCGACACUGCCAGGAUGUUUGAUGACUGACCUCACUGUGCAUUUCCUCAAAUAUUGUCCAGCUGUGUCAUUUACUCAAUUGCAAAAAAAAAUAUGAGUGUUAAGGAAGCGGUUUGAAAGCCUUCAACUUCAAAUUAAAUAGCAUCGAUGAGUUAAAAUGUACUGCACAUUGAAGUAAAAAUUGUACCAAAGUUUAAAAACAACACAAUAUGCUUAUUAUGUGAAGAAUAUACCUCAUGUUGUAUUACCUGCUUGACUGUGUUUAAAAAAAAAAAAUUGGCCAACCCCGUAGUUUUCCAUGAAUUUUCCAUUUGUCAUGUCAAUGUGACCAAUUGGGGUAAGGCAUUUUCUAGCAUAGAGACUUGAUUGAGGACAACCACAAUUCCACAUCAAAACAGUUUGAAUUUUGUAUGAAUUUUAAAUGACAAAAAUUGUAAUUAUAAAGACACUUUUUUUCUAUUUGUUGCCUGACUGGGGCAAUGUUUUCUGACUCUUAAUUUUCUGUGAAUUGCUGGCUUUUGAAGCCAAACGCUAAUGUGAUUAAGGGUUAUUUGAAUAAAUUUGAACUGACUAUCAUGCA
Corythoichthys intestinalis (scribbled pipefish) is the source of this 1812-nucleotide messenger RNA. Its product is annotated as catechol O-methyltransferase domain-containing protein 1-like. The record is from RefSeq and is a predicted model, not a curated record. The transcript is spliced from 7 exons. The coding region runs from base 538 to 1212 and encodes 224 amino acids. Gene Ontology annotation, molecular function: S-adenosylmethionine-dependent methyltransferase activity; O-methyltransferase activity. Lineage: Eukaryota; Metazoa; Chordata; Actinopteri; Syngnathiformes; Syngnathidae.